This is a messenger RNA of Closterium sp. Yama58-4, 909 nucleotides long. Lineage: Eukaryota; Viridiplantae; Streptophyta; Zygnematophyceae; Desmidiales; Closteriaceae. The record is from the annotation of a GenBank genome assembly.
AUGGUGCUUGCACUUCCGCGCCACAUCUCCGCGGCCCCUCACCUCCACUUCCCAAUUCGACGCGCUGCAACGUGUCACGCGCCUCGUGUUUCCCGCCAAUUCGUUUCUCCCACGGCCUCUCUCGUCGUAAAGGUUCCCGCGGAACGCGCUUGCGCUUCAGCCGCCGGAUUUAGCUCUACAGUCGGAUUCGCAGCGUCGCGUGUUUUCGGGUUACCCGAUUCGCGCGCUCUGCUCGCGUCGCAGCGCGCGACAGCCGGAAAUUGCACGACAGGCUCGCGCACUGCUAGGGUUGGCGGCGCGUUGGGGGUGAGAAUGGUGCUCACCGAGUCGCAGCCGCUCGAGUUAGGCACCCGAGCGCCGGAUUUCACGCUGGUGGAGCCUCUCACGGGCAAGACAUGGUCUCUCUCCGACUUUGACGGCCACCCGGCUCUCCUCGUUAUGUUCAUCUGCAAUCAUUGCCCCUUCGUGGUUCACAUCAAGUCGCAACUUGUUGCACUGGGCAACGAGUACAUCUCUAAGCAUGGGCUGGCAGUGGUUGCAAUCUCGUCCAACUCGGUACUCACUCACCCUCAGGACGGGCCCGAGAAAAUGGCAGAGGAGGCCAAGCAGUUCAACUUCCCCUUCCCCUACCUUUAUGAUGAGACUCAAGAGGUGGCCAAGGCGUAUCACGCUGCCUGCACGCCUGACUUCUUUCUCUUCAAAAAGGACGGCCGCCGCCCGUUUGAACUCGCAUACCACGGACAGCUGGACGACUCCCGGCCAUCUAAUGGUCGCCCAGUCACCGGGAAUGACUUGCGUGCUGCUCUGGAUUGUGUGCUCUCUGCACGACCAGUCCCCAGUUCUCAAAGGCCCAGCAUCGGCUGCAACAUAAAGUGGGCCCCCGGGAAUGAGCCUGACUAUUUCGGAUAG